AUGGCGGCAUCCAACAUCACGGACAACUCUCUCGCCGCAGUGAUGGAGGAUCCGUUUGUUUCCACUAAUGGGCAGCCCCCCGCGCCCCGCGAAUCUCAUCGCUACUCGCCCUUCGAUACACAACUUUUCAGUCUCAAUGCUUCUUCGCCAGCACAGGCCAAGCGAGCCCUCGAAGCCCAUCUCGCCGAGACCGAACGUCGUCUUGAGGAAGCGUCCAAGUUGGGAACUGCGCUUAUCGACCAACAACGGCAACUCGAGGAGCAACUGAAGGAGGUUGAACAGCAGCAAGAUGAAGGAGAAAUAGGCCCGGAACUCCAACAGAAACUCGCCGAUCUGGAACGUGAAUAUAGUGAAAUUGGCCGAGAGACAGCUCGCGCAUUUUUGGCUCCAAAGCGCCUGGCUGGAGGUGAAGAUGCUCCGCCGGGUACUCCUGGAUUCGAUCAAAAGUCUCCUAUUAGCCCCGCUCUUUUCGCCAGCCAGGCGACCAACUCUCCCAGCAAAGUCAGCGUUCCGUCCCGCAAGCAGCGCAAUCAACCAGCCAGUCGUGUGCACGACAUCGAAUUUGCGACCGAAAUUUCUACCUCUCUUCUAGCCCAAGUCCGUCAAUUACAGGCGCUUCUCGCGGAACGCGAGGAAUCCCUGAAAAAUGUGAAUUUGGAGAAAUCACGAUUGGAAUUGGAGGCCGAGGCCUAUUCACAACGCAUUCGAUCGCUCGACGACAGCGAACAGCGCUAUAAGGACGAGAACUGGGCGUUAGAAACGCAGACCCAUGAGCUAAUGGCAACCAUCAGAGACGCUAUCGAACGUGAAAAGAAACUCAACAGCAGUCUUAGCGCAUCCAACUCCGAAAAAAGCGCCAUAGAGCGAGAACUCGAGGAGCUGAAGCAAGUCAACGCAAAGCUUUUGGAGGACCAGAUGGAGGUACAAAAAGCCAACGAUUCUGAACUGCACCUCUUGCGUCGGAAUCUAAACGCUGGCGAUUUGGAGAAAUCUGCUCUGCAGAAGAAGCUGGAAGAGCUGACCUCUCAGAAUCAAGAGCUGGCGAAGGGGUUGGCUAUGCGCAUCCGAAACUACGAGUCCCAAGGCUCUCGUGAUAUCACUGCCGACAACGAGGGUUCCGACCAAGAACAUAUCACGCCCGAAAGCUCUCCGCCCCAGUCCCCCAACAAAUUCACCCUCGUCACGAACCUCAAGAGCACUAUUCAUCGGGAGAAGACGGAGAAAAUGGAGCUCAAGCGCAUGUUGCAAGAGACACGCGAUGAGGUUGAGCAGAAACGCCGUGAGGCCGUUGCUCCAAGCUCGAGCAAGCGCCCGAAGACCAAGCAAGACUCCGUCCGCAAACCUCUUCGUCCAGAUCUUCUGGGUGCUGGCCGCAAGGAGAAGGCCUUUGUUGAACUUCAUGACACCGAUUGGGAGGACAAUGCUGGUCAGAUGAGCCCCACUCGCCCGGUUGUGGCAGCUAUGCCCACAGGCCGUGCUGGUGCUCGCUCUCCUGAUGGACCUAGCGAUGUCUACCAAACUGCCACCGAGGCUGAGGAUGGAUUUGAGACCGCCAAUGAGCGCGCUACCGCUACUGAGAGCGAAGCGUUCCAGACCGGUAUGGAAAGCAUGGCGGGCGACAGCAGCGACGACUCUGCAGACCUCACUGAGACAGAGAACAACAUUCAGAAAACACCACGCAGUCGAGUUACCUCAUCUUUGGUCAUGGCCAAAGCCCGUGACCGCACUUCGUGGCACAGUUCGGCUUCCACCUCGGACGAUGACCAACCCGACGACGGAGGUGCUCCCUCGCCAAGCCAAACUCACAUUUCUCGCCCUCGUGUUAGGAAUAAGCGAAGUAUUUUGAGACGUAUUCGCCCCUCUGGGGAAGCCCCAUUGGCCUCUAUCAGCCGGCCGGGAAGUUCGCGCAACUCCCCUGCCCCAACCUCCGAGCAAGAGACAAUAGCUCAGGAGGGUCAAAGCCUGUUCGCCGAGCUUGCAGAGCUGGAAGGUGGUGAAGAAGAUGAGGAUGAAGAAUUCCCAGAGGCUUCUACUCCACGCAUGGGAUCUGUAUCUGGGUCUCGCAGACCCUCUGAGGCAAUACCUGAUUCACCGCUUAGACCAACUACGGUCGAUAGCGGUGUGAUGACCGAACCUUGGGAGCCUACCAUUCCUGUCGCCAUUAUUGGCGAAGCCGCUCUCCCAGAAGCCCCGAGUACUCCCCAAAGAGGCUUGACUGCGAAUCGAGAUAUCGACGCUGAGGCUCAGGAAACACCCAAACUAGUUAGCUCCGGUACUCAAUGGACACCUCUCAAGCCCUCGGCGAUUGAGAAUGACCACCUGACGAAUGUUCCCACGCCACCGAAGAUGGCCUGGGACCAGCGAUCUGUUGGGAGUCAAGGAGUCGAGGCAGGCACUCAAGCCGAGCCGGCUGAGAUGGGAAUGGCCACCAUCACCACCCAGGAGACUGUGCCCGAGGUACCCACAUUCACAGAAUUGGGCAUUUCAUACGUUUCUGGAGGCGUAGUUGAGCCUGUGAAGCAUGAGAUUCAUCUGCCCGAGCCUGUGAUUGUCGAGCGAGUUGUCGAGCGUGUGCGGGAAUUGCCCCAACCAGCAUUGUCAUCUCUUCACACGCAUCACUCGAUUGAACCUGUCCUGGCAGUGAUUCCUGAUCCAGAGCCUGUCAUUGUUGAGCGAAUUGUCGAGCGUGAGCGAGAAUUGCCCCAGCCAGCAUUGUCAUCUCUUCAUACGCAUCACUCAAUCGAGCCUGUUCUGGCAGACAUGUUUAUUCCGGAGCCAGUGGUUGUCGAGCGCAUUAUCGAGCGUGAACGGGAAUUGCCCCGGCCAUCCUUGUCGUCUCACCACACGCAUCAUUCAAUUGAGCCUGUUCUGGCAACCAUCUCUGUGCCGGAGCCGGUGGUUGUUGAGCGCAUUGUCGAGCGCAUCGUCGAGCGUGAACGUGACUUGCCUCGGCCAUCCUUGUCAUCUCAUUUCACUCAUCACUCCACCGAGCCUAUCCGGGCAACAAUCCCACACCCUGCGCCUGUCAUCCCGGUCGAGCCUAUGCGGGAAAUCCCUCAACUAUCCUUGUCGUCUCUCUUUACUCAUCAUUCCACCGAGCCUGUUCACGCCCGACUCCCAGAACCUGAACCCUUGCCUGAACCUCCUGUUGUCGAAGCAGCUCCAUUAUCCUCGCUGGGAGUGUCGAGUAUUGUCUCUGAACACACUGAGCCUGUUCAGCCUCAGCUUCCAGAACCCGUCCCGGUGCCGGAACCUGUCGUUGUCGAGCGUAUCGUUGAGCGCAUUGUCGAGCGUGAGCCAACGCUUCCUCAAUUGUCUGUCUCUUGGCUGGACCCGACCUUUACGCACCCGGUUGCACCUAAAAAGAUCGAGCUUCCUGCUCUGCCUAGCCCCACGAUUGCUGCUUUAAGGUCGAUCGAGACCCAUCCCAUCCAGUAUGUCCCGCGCGUCGUUCCUCCGAUGACCGACCUCGGCAUUCAAACAGACCCAAUGGAGGAGCCCACAGCUGCAGCAGUCCUCGUCCAUGAAGAUGAGACCAGUGACUCUAUUCGCAGCAAUGGGGAUAUCCCCAGCAGUGAACGGCGAACAAGCACUGGCUUGGCUCUGAGCGACAUUUCUGGUCAUGCUUUGCCUCAUACUGGUAGACAGCCCUUCAGCUCUGUCAGCAUGGAUCAGGGCGCUCAAACCAUUCUGUCCGCGAAGCAGAUCGAUCAGCUCCUCAUGGAACGGAUAGCUCAGCGUCCGCCUUCUAAUGAAAGCAAUCACACGAAAGACAUGGCAUUGGCUGCUGCUACUACCGCAACUGCAGCUGCCGCUGCAGCUGCCGCUGCCGCCGCGUCACCAUAUGCUACCCCCAAGCUAAGACCUCGCUCUCAACAGCAACUGUCCAGAUCCGGGACUCCCAAAAGACCGGAUACAGCGACCAGCCAGGCCUCUGGCGUGAGCUCUCACCCGCCUCUGCCUUCAGAUCACCGCGAAGCUAUCCUGGCGGCCGAGAAGAAGUCAAUCGAUGUGCCCCCGCCAUCCCCCGGUACCAUGGGUCCUCCCUUGGCCCCGGCCUCUGCCUAUCGUAUGAACGUGCAAGGCCCUCGAACGCCAAGCGAGAGUGCCAACCGCGCUGGAUCCACCAAGACCGUAUCUACUCAGGCUCACGUGAGAAGGGGAAGUCAAAGCCAGAUGUCCAGGCGGUCAUCUGUGUCCUCGUUUGCUUCCGAGCUCGAGGAGCGGUUCAACAUGAACCCUCACGCUGGCCCCAUGCCUCAUGGCCAUGGGCCUAAUACUGAUCCUCGCAUGAUCCAGGCGAUCACACAGACAAUGAUCGGCGAGUUCCUGUGGAAAUAUACCCGAAAAACCGGUUCAGCGGACAUGUCGUCCACUCGCCAUCGGCGGUACUUCUGGGUUCACCCCUAUACUCGUACCCUAUACUGGAGUGAAUCGGACCCGCAGACUGCCGGAAAGAGUGAGCUUCGGACCAAAAGUGUGCCAAUCGAGGCUCGAAGCUUGGAGGUUGUCAGUCCUGGCCGUCGCGUCCGCUUCACUGCCAGCACCAGUCAACGGCACGAGACGUGGUUCAAUGCCUUGUCUUACCUCCUCUUGCGCGAGACCAAUGACAACUGCGAGGACCACGACAAUAAUGUGACCUUGGAUGAUAUUGAUGAAUUCAAUCCUGGAUUCCGCUCGGCUUCUCAUCAGACAGCCCGAAUGUCACUGUCUUCUCAUAACAGUCACACCCUCCGCGGCAAGCCUAAGCAACAACGUGCAGCCUCUGCAAUGUCCAUGCGCUCAACUGGAACUCACGGCCGUGCGUCUCCCGCACUUAGCACUGGGGCGCCAAACUCCACGUUGCAAGUACCCGAGGAACCCCCGCAACGGUCUUCAUCCCGCCUCAGUUCCAUUCUGAACAGCUCGAUCCGAGGAUCAAUUGCUAGUCUGAAGGGACGCCAUGGUGCCCAGUCCCCCAGUCUCCACAACGAAAGCCUACGUGAUCAGAACAGUAUUGAGAAUCUUGGACAUACCCACGACCAUGAUGACGGAGACCGACUUGAGAACGUGCGUGCCUGCUGCGAUGGCAAACACGACGUGGGCUCGCUGUCCCGUACCAGCCGGUACAGCCCGCGGGUCGACCGCAUCCACUCGCAUCACUAA
Molecule: messenger RNA, 5145 nt
Organism: Penicillium maclennaniae
Lineage: Eukaryota; Fungi; Ascomycota; Eurotiomycetes; Eurotiales; Aspergillaceae
Product: putative nuclear migration protein (ApsA)
Exons: 4
Coding region: 1-5145 (1714 amino acids)
Biological process (GO): maintenance of protein location in cell cortex; establishment of mitochondrion localization; dynein-driven meiotic oscillatory nuclear movement
Cellular component (GO): mitochondrion; cell cortex
Molecular function (GO): phospholipid binding; tubulin binding
Source: RefSeq, a predicted model, not a curated record